Molecule: messenger RNA, 4246 nt
Organism: Macrosteles quadrilineatus (aster leafhopper)
Lineage: Eukaryota; Metazoa; Arthropoda; Insecta; Hemiptera; Cicadellidae
Product: insulin-like receptor
Exons: 6
Coding region: 296-4246 (1316 amino acids)
Biological process (GO): multicellular organism development; protein phosphorylation; positive regulation of MAPK cascade
Cellular component (GO): axon; insulin receptor complex; membrane
Molecular function (GO): insulin receptor activity; insulin receptor substrate binding; ATP binding
Source: RefSeq, a predicted model, not a curated record
ACGGUACAGUCGAGUUAUCUCUAAACAACUGUACUGAGGGAGACAUGCUUGUAGAUGAUGGCCACGACCAGCGGGGGCGUUACGUUAUGGCCUACAGUUGUCACAGUGUGUCCGACAUGCGCUCUCGCUCUGUCUUGUGGUGAUCCACAUUAUUUUAUUAUCAUUACAUACACGUUUAUUUUCGUCCGGUUUUGGUGCUGUUUAAGUGUGGAAACCUGUUCUAAAAUAGUUUUCAACUCGACAUUGACGGUUCCUAAAUUAUAGGGUAUAAUGACAAAAGGUCAAGGUUGACAUUAUGCAUUUAAUAUCGAAUUUAGUGACAUUAUUAGUGCUGUGGGACAUAAUCCGUUGCCAAAACCACGUGGGAAUCAACAAUGGUCGCAACAACAACAACAGCAUCUCCAACAGCGACAUGUCACUUACCUUGGGACUGGACGAUUACUCCAACAAAAACAACAACAACAACAGCAGCACGACGAGGAUAUGUAGCAGCACCGACGUUCGCAACAAGGUGUCAAACCUGGAGGCGCUGCGGGGUUGCCGUGUAGUCGAGGGGUUCGUCCAGAUUGUGUUGAUAGAUCAUGCCAAUGACACAGACUAUGACGAGUUCUCCUUUCCUGAGCUGCGCGAAAUCACUCAGUAUCUUCUUUUCUACCGCGUGUCAGGACUGCGGAGUGUUGGCCAGCUGUUUCCAUCGCUCUCCGUCAUUCGGGGCAACGCUGUUUUCCAGGAUUACGCUCUCAUAAUCUAUGAGAUGUUCCACUUACAAGAGGUCGGGCUGCGCAGUCUCAUGGAUAUUACACGUGGUGCAGUACGCAUUGAGAAAAAUCCUAGUUUGUGUUUUCUGAAUACAAUUAACUGGGACCUGAUAGCUCGCUGGGAUGCUGUAAAGAACUACAUUUCCUACAACAAGAACCCUGAAGACUGUCCUGGUCAAUCUGUGUGUCUGGAGGCAGGUUGUCCUUUACAGUUGUGUUGGACCAGUACUGACUGCCAGAUACAGCCUGGAGGCUUGUUCAAACGCUGUGAUCCACAGUGCAUGGGAGGAUGUUCAGGUCCUGGGCCACAUAACUGUCAUUCAUGUCGCAAAUACCUCACAGUUGAGGGAGAAUGUGUCAGCAGCUGUCCCAACAAUACGUACAUUCAUCUCAAUCACAGAUGUGUCACAAGAGAUCACUGCCUAUCAUUAAUAGACCAUCGGCUUGAUUCCAGUGGAUCCAAAUUUGUAGUUUUCAAUGGGACAUGCAUACAAAAUUGCCCCCCAGGCUACGAUUUCACUAAAGACGGAAAGGGCUGUGAGAAGUGUGUAGGGAAAUGUCGGAAAGUGUGUCCAGGACUCAGCAUAACUAAUAUUGCUGCUGCACAGAACCUCAAAGGAUGUACUUUUAUAAACGGUUCACUGGAGAUUGCAAUAAAACACGGCAAACAUAAGAUACUAGUACAAGAGCUAGAAGAAGGUCUGCAGUCAAUAGAGCAAAUAAAGGGAUAUUUGAAAGUGAUAAGGUGUUUCCCCUUAGUGAAUCUAAAGUUCUUUAAAAGUUUGGAAAUCAUACAUGGCUACCAACCUCUACUUGAAAACGGCAAGUACUCGUUAAUCAUUUUAGAUAAUCAAAAUCUUCAAGAUUUAUGGGAUUUGAAUAUAAAUGGAACCGGUUUUAAAAUUUUAAACGGCAGAAUAUUUUUUCAUUACAAUCCAAAGUUGUGCUAUCACCACAUUUUGAAUCUUAUAAAUACUGCUAAUCUCACAGAUAUAAAUAAUUUUGAGGUUGCUCGGGAUUCAAAUGGUGAUAAAUUUUCUUGUAUCACCACAACUGUGAAUUUAACAUUUCCAUCAGUUGCAUCUACGUUGGUACUAAUCAAUAUAUGGUUGCCAAAUCAAAUGGGUCCCGUCUUACAACGAUACGUUCUCUAUUACACUGAGGCUCUCAGCAGGAAUAUGACAGUAUUUGAAGAAACAGACGAAUGUGAUGACGAUAGCUGGAAGGUAAGAGAUGUUCUGGUAUACUCUGACGUACAACCCUUACCCACAUUACAGCCCAAUCUGGAACCUUAUACACAAUAUGCCUUUUAUGUUAAAACCUACACAAAUAACAGUAUCGGUGGACAAAGUCCCAUCUAUUACAUUCAUACACUCCCUUCACAGCCUUCUAAAGUGUAUCUGAUACAUGCUGAAUCAAAUCACAGUUCGACCAUAGUACUUCAAUGGCAGCCCCCUGCACGGCCCAAUGGAAUCCUGUCUAGUUAUAUCAUACAAGGUAUCUGGCAGAGGGAUGAAAGAUCAAUAUUGUUUCAGAGAGAUUACUGCAACCAUCCUUUAGUUAAAGAUACCAGUGAACUCUCCACACCCGAUAUACUUACUAAUGUAGAGAAUGAAACGACAGGCUGCUGCCCAGAGAACACAAUAUCAUUUAAGCCAAGGAAUAUAUACGGAAGAUUGUGUGACAAUCCAGGACAACAUGUUUUAUCUUUUGACAAAGAUGAUGACACAGUAAGUAAUAGCUGUGACAAAUAUUUCUAUAAAAAUAUAAAUGCCUACCCUAACCGUCUACGAGGCAGCAGUGAAACUACACCUAAUAAUAAAAAUAACAGAAAGCAAAGAAAAGAACGAAAUACUAGUUUUGAAAGGGACACAACAAAUAAUUCCUAUUACGUUUACAGUGAGUCUGCAAAAGAUAUCGAUAAGAAGAAUUUCAUCAUAUAUGUUAAAAACGACACAACAUUUUUAGCUAUAAAAAAUCUCAAUCAUUUUACCAAGUUCACUAUUUUUAUAAGGGCUUGCAGAGAGACUUAUGGAAAUGAUCGUAGCGAUCAUGAUCCAAAGUGUAGUGAACCUGAAAUAGUGACAAUAAGGACAAUGGAAAAGAGAGAUGCUGAUCAGAUCGACAGCAGUCUGGUUAGUCAUGAAGUAAUUGAAGAGGGAGGAUUUGAAGUUCUGCUAUUGAGAUGGAUCGAACCAGAGAAUCCAAAUGGACUGUUGCUGGCUUUUGAAAUACAACACAAAAGAACAGAUUUAAAAAAUGCAAAGCCUACAAUCGAAUGUAUAACAUAUUUGGAUUACAUAAAGAAUAGCAAAGGUUUUACUCUUAAAAAUUUACAUCCAGGGGAAUAUGCUUUCCAAAUACGAGCAAUUUCUCUGGCAGGAACUGGUAGCUUCACAAAGGAGUUUGAAUUUGUAAUAGCCGAGAUUAGAAGUAAAUCAUAUUAUUUUUACAUACUGCUGGUGUUCAUAUUUUGUAUCGGUAUAUUCAUAGGAAGUGCACUAACUAUCAUUCUCAAGAGAAGGAGACAGUUAGAUUUGGAUACACUUUUAGCUUCUAUCAAUAACGAGCAAACAUCGUAUCCACUGUGUACAGAAGACUCUUGGGAAGUUCCAAGAGAACAAGUUCAUUUGAUCCGAGAACUCGGGAAAGGUACAUUCGGUCAGGUUUAUGAAGGCUUCUUAAGAUCUGUUAAUAUUCCUUGCGCUGUAAAAGUAGUCACCGAUUCAGCAGUUGCAAAUUCCGCUGCUUUCCACAAUGAAGUAACAGUGAUGAAGAGAGCAGCUGGGGUACAUCACGUGGUGCAGCUGCUGGGAGUCGUAUCUAGAGGAGAACCUCCAUUGAUCAUCAUGGAGUUGUUGACCUUGGGAGAUCUCAAGACGUAUCUGCGGUCCGUCAGGGAAACACCUCCACCCGAACAGACUGUCUUGCAAAUGACAGCUCAAAUUGCUGAUGCCAUGUUUUUCUUGGAAGCCAACAAAUUCGUCCAUCGUGACUUGGCAGCGAGGAACUGUUUGGUGCACAAAGAUCUUACAGUGAAAGUGGGGGACUUUGGUUUGACCAGAGACGUGUAUACGACGGACUAUUACAGGACAGGAGAGGGAGGAAUGCUGCCGGUAAGAUGGAUGGCUCCUGAGAGUCUCAGAGAUGGAGUGUUCACCAGUCGUUCAGAUGUCUGGAGCUACGGUGUUGUGGUGUGGGAGAUAGUAACCCUUGGAGAAUUACCUUACCCGGGUCUGACCAACGAGCAAGUGAGACAACAUGUCAUCUCAGGUAAACAUCUCCCCACUCCUGUCUUCUGCCCUGAGCCUCUCAGACAGAUCAUGGUGUGGUGCUGCCAGAAAGAACCUUCUUGUAGGCCCACCUUCUACAGACUCGUCUCUCAGUUGGAUAAGUAUACUAAUGAAGUUUUCAAAUGUGUAUCUUACUACUAUACUACUAAAAACUCAAACACAGACCCUCAACCACAAGUUACUUUGUAUUUUUAA